AGAGGCAUACGCAUAAGCGCUAGUGUGUAUCGAGUAGCAACACUCUACGUGUGUAUUCACACGGCUCUCGUAACGCACGGUCGUCGAAUAAGGAGCGUAUCCUUUCCUGCACUAUCCCCGUUCAUCAUACAGUUAUCUUCAUAGAUUGCAUACACCUAAAGACAUACAUCCACCUCACUCAAGUCAAUGUUUGCAAACAUAUACGACGAGGAGGACUCCACCACGCAGCGCUUUGCAGCUCCGGUGAAGGAAGGAGCAGACGCGGACCGUCCAGCUGGCCCGCGCAUCCUCGUGCCGGACAGCGACAGCGAUGACAGUCUGGGCCUCGUCCCGCUACGCAGCCAGACACCCACCACGGCCGCCGCUCCUGUGCCACGUGCGUUCUCAAAGCGAGCCUCCGCGUGCGCAGCGGAGUUGCUCCGGCAGCAUCAGAAAGCGGCCUCUGCAGUGCAGAGAGACAACUGCAUGCAGCAGCUGCGACGCCUCGGUGGCGCCUACCGACCUCUCGGCCAGGGCCUCGCCCCCACUGUUUGGGUGCGCUACGCUGACUUGAACGCGCGUGUGAUCCAGGAAACGGAGACGUACUUUAAUGGCAGACUGAGCGACCGGAGCGCCACACCGCACGUUAGCCGUCGCAACGGCUCGCUUUCCGCCUCAACGAAGCCGACAGUGCAUGUCAGUAACGGUGCAGCAGCGCACGAACUGCCUUGUGGGGUUCGCAGUCCGCUCCCUUUUGCGGUGCCGAAGCCUACGAGGACGGAGGUUUUUACUCUAUCCCGGGGAGAGCAGUUCGCUCUCUCACUGCUUUCGAUGGAAGAUGGGAAUGACAUCGAGGCGACACGGCAGCCGAUGCCCACCUACCUUCUUCGCAAAGACGCAAACGGAGAGCUGCAGCGCGUGAGCAUCGCUAGUACGGCGCCGAGUUGCAGUUUGGGGAAUACCUUCGGUGCGUCCGUCGCACCACCGUACGCAACAACACCGCUGCGUCACUGCUGGGCGUACGAUGACGUGGAGGACGGCCUCAGCUCCGCCCAAACGUCGCCCUCAGCCGCCCACAGUACGGGGAGUCCUGCUGCCCUGUCGGGCUCGCGGAAGAGGAAUCGCGACGCAGAGUACGCAACAUCGUUGAAGCGCGUACGGGUCGCCUCGUCCGCAGCGGCAUGUCGUCUCUCUUUCAACGCCAGCCGCAGCGAUUCACGCUCCCGGUCGAAUGAAAGGAAUGAUGUGGAGGAGGACGCGUCAGUGCGAAGCUUCAGCGUGGAUUCUUCAAGCUUUUCGGCUCCCAAGUCGCUGUCCGCGACCGUGAUAGAGCGGCAGAAUCAUAGAGUGCAGUGGAGCCUGCUUCGCCAGCAAUCACUGUUUAGCCCGUUUUAG
Leptomonas pyrrhocoris is the source of this 1374-nucleotide messenger RNA. RefSeq lists its product as hypothetical. The record is from RefSeq and is a predicted model, not a curated record. The transcript has a single exon. NCBI's taxonomy places the organism in Eukaryota, Euglenozoa, Kinetoplastea, Trypanosomatida, Trypanosomatidae. Bases 187 to 1374 code for a protein of 395 amino acids.